Messenger RNA from Oryzias melastigma (Indian medaka), 3252 nucleotides. Its product is annotated as solute carrier family 35 member F5. Gene Ontology annotation, biological process: regulation of peptide transport. The coding region runs from base 146 to 1636 and encodes 496 amino acids. The record is from RefSeq and is a predicted model, not a curated record. NCBI's taxonomy places the organism in Eukaryota, Metazoa, Chordata, Actinopteri, Beloniformes, Adrianichthyidae. The transcript has 15 exons.
AAGUGAUGUCACCUGAUGCUAAUAACAAGACAAGGAAGUGCUAUGUUUACAACCGCUGGAGUGGCAACAGAUUCUCGUUUAAAGCGUGUUUUUUUAAACACUCGUGUACAAUAUCAAUUGGACAUCAGCUAAUGGAGCAAAGUGAAUGAGUACGCCUCGAAUUCGGGUGAACAUACUACGGGUCUCAAUGGAGUGGGUUUUCAUCAUGAACCGGAUGAGCUCUCAGGGUAGCUCUGCAGCCCAGCGGAGGAGGAUGGCCUUAGGGGUGUUGAUACUCCUUCUGGUGGAUGUUAUCUGGGUGGCUUCCUCCGAGCUGACCUCAUACAUUUUCAAGCGUCAGGAUUACAACAAACCUUUUUUUAGCACAUUUACCAAGACAUCAAUGUUUGUGCUGUAUUUGCUGGGAUUCCUCCUGUGGAGGCCUUGGAGGCAACAGUGCACGGGCACGCUGAAACGCAGGCACUCUGCAUUUUUUGCUGAGGCUGAGGCCUACUUUACGCCCUGCACCAAUGACAACACUGUGAACAACCGCUUGAGUGAGCCACUGUAUGUACCAAUGAAGUUUCAGGAUGUACCCAGCGAACACUCGGACUACUUAAUACAUGACUGUGAAUCUUCACCAAAAAAGCAGCGGGUCCGCUUCAGUAAUAUUAUGGAGGUGCGCCAGUUGCCGUCCACUCAAGCCCUGGAGGCCAAGCUGUCCCGCAUGUCCUAUCUAGCUGCCAAAGACCAUGAGGCCAUGCUGCGCUCUGUGGCAAAGCUAACCAUCACAGAUGUGGCAAAAAUCAGCUUCUUUUUCUGCUUUGUGUGGUUUCUGGCUAACCUGUCAUACCAGGAAGCCCUGUCAGGCACACAGGUUGCUAUUGUUAACAUUUUGUCAUCUACUUCAGGACUCUUCACACUCAUCUUUGCAUCCAUAUUUCCCAGCAACAGCAGUGACCGUUUCACCCUGUCUAAACUACUUGCAGUGGCUCUGAGCAUGGGCGGUGUUGCACUUGUGAGCAUCUCCAGCAUGGACAGCCUUGAUGGGAACGGUGUCAGAGGUUGUCUGUGGUCACUGGCUGGGGCUGUGCUGUAUGCCGUCUACAUUGUGAUGAUCAAAAGACGGGUGGAUCGAGAAGACAAGCUAGACAUUCCAAUGUUUUUCGGGUUUGUGGGUUUGUUCAACCUGCUGCUGCUGUGGCCCGGCUUCCUCCUGCUUCACUACACCGGCUUCGAGUCCUUCGAGCUGCCCAGUCAACUCGUGUGGACGUACAUCCUCAUCAACGGCCUCAUCGGAACAGUUCUUUCCGAGUUUCUCUGGCUCUGGGGCUGUUUUCUUACAUCGUCUCUAAUUGGGACUCUGGCCCUCAGCCUCACCAUCCCACUCUCUAUUCUAGCAGACAUCUGCAUGCAGAAGGUGCGCUUCUCCUGGUUAUUUUUUGCUGGGGCGCUGCCUGUCUUUAUAUCCUUCUUCAUCGCCGCACUAUUAAGCCACUACAACAACUGGGAUCCAGUAUUGGUGGGGCUGAGGAGGUUAUAUUCUUUCAUUUGCAGAAAACACCGUAUUCAAAGACUGCCAGAAGACUCUGAACAGUGUGAAAGCCUGAUUCCUCUGAACACAGUCUCUCCCAGUGAAGCCAGCUUCCUUUCGUGAUACAUCUGUGAUGACCACGGAUUUGGCUGAGAAAACAAUCUGGAAACUAUCAGAGACAAUGAACUUACCUUUGUGCCUCUUAUAAAUGUAGUUUGAUUUUACAGCACUUUUUAAAAUCCCCUUCAUUCACUCUUGUCCCUUCUAUUUCAGCAUUUUUAUUUUUUGCAUUGUUGUCAGCAGAGACAGACAUUCAGAUUUAUCUAUUUUUGUGCAAAGAAACUUUACGGUACAACAAGGUGCUGAACUUUAUUUAGUAAAAGGUCAUGUGACCCGGUAAACGGUACACGAUGAGCUUGCUCACGACAUUGACAGAGGAGGUACUUUUGUCAUGUUGUUUUUGAAAGCUGAAUAUUGGAUAGCACUUUGUCUUUUGUCAACAAAGUGCUGGAUGUUGGUCCACUUCUUCGUGGGCCUUUGGAGGACGUGCUGCUUUUUUUUCAAGUGUGAAGUGUAGAUACAACACAUCAUCACAAGACUGUAUGGAGCCUAUACUGUCAUAAAAUGGUUUCCCAUGAAGGAUCUAUUGCCUCUGGUUUCAUCAUCCGCACCUUCAGAAAUGAGUCCUCUUUAACGCAUUGUUUAAAAAAAAUCACAAUUUUUUUUCUUGGGGCUAUAUAGGCCUAAUGCGAGCGAAAACAUACAUUUGGUGUGUUUUACUGGUUUGCAUAAACAUGUUUCCUGGCUAACAAUCAAUCAGAAUAUUUAAAGUGACUAUAUCAAUCUAUCAGUGUUUUGCUGUUUAUCUUUUUUUUAAUUUAGAAAACAACUGUGAUUUAAUGAUCACAUCCCUCUGCCAAGGAAAACCUCCUAUGCCUUUUCAAUAUGGUUAGUUUGAGCAUAAACAUGGUAGCAAGAGGUGAACUCUACAGCGGAACAUGAACAAAGAGUUUUUGUGAAACUUCAAUAACCACUGCAGAAAUAUUUGUUAUUUUCUAUGUAUCAUAGUAAAUAUAUCAACUGAAAAGAAUUAUAUUUUACUUGGGGUUCAGAUUAUAAAACAUAAGCCGGGCUGGUGUAUCUGUUAAAAUUGACUUUUCAUAAGACAACACUAAGUAUAUUUGCUGUUUUUGUGAUCUUGUGUGUUGAUAAAAAGCACUUUUUUCACUUAAUAUUCAUCGUCUGUCAUUUAGUGCAGCUUGUAAACACUACGAAUGAGAAAAAUUCUCUCUCUUGUUGAAUGUUAAGUCUGUGCUCUUUGUCUGUUAUUUUAUUCAUAAUUCUUUUUUUUUUCCGAUUGGAUUUGUUGAAAAAACAGGUAAGAAUAAACUCACAAAUUGGACCUGUUGAAACUACAAGUCACCUACUUUCACAUCGUCAAAACAGAUUUUCCAGAAGACUCAACCAUGUUUCCCAUCUUUAUUCAUUUUCCUUUCAUCAUUGGUGCUUGUUAAAUCAUGGAUAAUUGUUUUCUUUCUCAGGUUCUUUUUUGGUUUUGUCAUUGGUUUUCUUUGUUUUUAUUAUACGUGAAUAAAGAUGUUUGUACAAUCUGAAAAUAAAAUCCAAAAAAUGUGGUGAUGGCAAAUUCACUCUUAUUAUCAGAAGUUCUUGUAUAAUUGUGUAAUUUUUUUACAUCUGUUUUUAUUCUUUAGUGCACUAUUAAACUUAUUUUGAAAAGA